Nicrophorus vespilloides is the source of this 981-nucleotide messenger RNA. RefSeq names its product isopentenyl-diphosphate Delta-isomerase 1 (gene Idi). Lineage: Eukaryota; Metazoa; Arthropoda; Insecta; Coleoptera; Silphidae. Bases 140 to 904 code for a protein of 254 amino acids. Gene Ontology annotation, molecular function: isopentenyl-diphosphate delta-isomerase activity. The record is from RefSeq and is a predicted model, not a curated record. Gene Ontology annotation, biological process: isoprenoid biosynthetic process; isopentenyl diphosphate biosynthetic process. Gene Ontology annotation, cellular component: cytoplasm. The transcript has 3 exons.
UAUAUGAAACGCAUAAUAUAACUGUUUUCCUGCCAACAGCCCAUACAUAUUUUUGUUAAAUUUAUGCACAUAGUUAUCUGGGCAAACUAUGUGAGUUUAAAUACGUAACGCUUAUAGAAUUGGUGACUGAUUUCGAUCAAUGUCAAUGAAGAAUAUGUUGAAAUUAAGUAUUAAUAGUGAGAUGAUGCGUGGCGUUAGAGUAAUUGGACGGUGGUUCUCGAACUCGGUAGUUAAUAACAAGACGAAAAUGGACCCAAAACAGGCUGCAGCACUCAAUGAACAAUGUUUUGUUGUUGAUGAACACGAUAAAAUUACUGGGACUUUAUCAAAGAAGCACUGCCAUUUGGUAUCUCCAGAUGGUACGAUACCUCUGCACAGAGCUUUCAGUGUGUUUCUAUUCAACAAAGCUGGUGAUCUAUUGCUGCAGAAGAGAGCAACAGAGAAGGUUACUUAUCCCAAUUACUAUACAAACACCUGUUGCAGUCAUCCAAUUGCAGAUGUUGGUGGUGAGGAUGAAGAAGCUGAUGCUAUUGGCAUCAGGAGAGCAGCUCAGAGGAGAUUGAAUUACGAGCUUGGCAUACCAUUGGAGCAAAUACCAUUAGACAAGUUCAAUUAUAUCACAAGGAUACAUUACAAAGACAAUGGUAAUGGGAUUUGGGGUGAACAUGAGAUCGAUUAUGUUCUCUUCCUGCAAACAGAAGUCACAGUUAAACCCAAUUCAAAUGAAAUCUCUGAGAUUAGUUAUGUGCCAAGGGACGAAUUGGACAAUUAUUUACCAUCCCUCAGUGGGCCGUUGACCCCAUGGUUUGACCUCAUAUUGAAGAACAGGUUAAGAUUGUGGUGGGACAACCUGGAAAAUCUUGAGAAAUGCAAAGACCAUAAAAAUAUAUUGCAAUUGAAAUAAUAUCCUAAUUCAAACUAAUUUAUAUAGGAUUUAGAACUGGUGCUGCAUCAACAAAUAUUUUUUUUAAUUGGUUAUUA